AUGUCUCAACUACCUUAUUCCAAUCCCUACACUGGCAAGCGCUAUACUCCUGGCUAUCACUUCAUGCGCCUUCGCGCUGCAGAGCUACCUGUCUCUGAGCGUAUGCCCGAGCUGCUCCAGACAAUCAGAGACAACCCUGUGACAAUCGUUGUUGGCGAGACUGGCUCGGGAAAGUCGACUCAGAUACCAAAGCGUAUCCUCGAGUCACUGACCGACGUAAUCAGCAGGGAUAUCUGUCUUACGCAACCUCGCCGGGUAGCAGCAGAAUCUGUUGCCGAGCGCAUCGCGAAAGAAAUGAAGGUGCCGCUAGGUAGUGUCGUCGGACUUAGGCACCGAGACCAUGACACGACGAGCAAUCGGACACAUCUCGAGGUUCACAGUGAUGGUACAACUCUCGCAUUGGCAAAGGUUGAUCCUACGAUGAGCAGCUUCGGCGUUGUCAUUAUUGACGAAGCACAUGAACACUCUCGCGACGCCGAUAUACUGCUCGGCCAUCUCAAAAGCCUUCUGGAAGAACGAGACAAUCUGAAAGUGAUUGUCAUGUCCGCCACCAUUGACACCGCUCUCUUCACCAGUUUCUUUCCACAAGCAGUCGUUGAGGAAGUCAGCGGUCGCCAGCACAAAGUCACGGUCAAAUAUCUUGAACAGCCGCCAUCAGAUCUCAUCUCAGAGAUCGUCAAGACCAUCAUCCAUGUCCACUCUAGAGAAAUGCCAGGCGAUAUCCUAGUUUUCGUUUCUGGAAAAGGCGAGAUCAACAAGGUCAUCGAUGGCGUUAACCGUUGCGUACAGAAAGAGAUGGGCCCACUCGAUAUUUAUUCUCUGCAUGGCAGUCACUUGAUGCGCGACCAAAACAUCGCGAUCAAUGAUGACCAACCUCCUCCUCGACUCGACAACUUGGGGCGUAAGGUCAUUGUCUCUACAAACAGUGCCGAAACAUCACUCACGAUUGCCGGUGUCACCCACAUCAUCGACAGCUUGGCAUCACGUGUAAGACCCGACAGCAUGGUACAUGCAGAUGAAUGCAAUAGCGGCGUUCCGUAG
Aureobasidium namibiae CBS 147.97 is the source of this 1041-nucleotide messenger RNA. Its product is annotated as P-loop containing nucleoside triphosphate hydrolase protein. Gene Ontology annotation, cellular component: intracellular anatomical structure. The record is from RefSeq and is a predicted model, not a curated record. Gene Ontology annotation, molecular function: RNA binding; ATP binding. The coding region runs from base 1 to 1041 and encodes 346 amino acids. The transcript is spliced from 3 exons. Lineage: Eukaryota; Fungi; Ascomycota; Dothideomycetes; Dothideales; Saccotheciaceae.